This is a messenger RNA of Amaranthus tricolor (Joseph's coat), 3244 nucleotides long. RefSeq names its product leucine-rich repeat receptor protein kinase HPCA1. Gene Ontology annotation, molecular function: protein binding; protein kinase activity; ATP binding. The record is from RefSeq and is a predicted model, not a curated record. Gene Ontology annotation, biological process: protein phosphorylation. The coding region runs from base 99 to 2990 and encodes 963 amino acids. Lineage: Eukaryota; Viridiplantae; Streptophyta; Magnoliopsida; Caryophyllales; Amaranthaceae. The transcript has 18 exons.
UGUAUGUUUGAGGUCAUCAUGUUUAACAUCAUCUGCAAGGAAACUACAACAUUUAUACAAUACUAUCAAUGUAAGGACAAAUUCAUCUCAAAACAGUCAUGUUAGCCAUCAAAAUAUUGCUAUUUUGUCUUCUGGGAUUUGCCAAAUUUCAGUUAUUCUUCUCCCUCACUGAUCCUGGAGAUGUUGCUGCAAUUCAAUCACUAAAGGCUCAAUGGGAAAAUACACCACCAAGCUGGAGCAAGUCAAAUGAUCCUUGUGCUGGUUUAUGGGAAGGGGUAACAUGCAACAACUCAAGGAUCACUGCCUUGGGAUUAUCUACUAUGGGGCUAAAAGGCAAGCUUAGUGGUGACAUUGGAGGGCUAACAGAAUUGAGAUCAUUGGACCUGUCCUUCAAUCGGGGCCUCACCGGUUCUUUAACUCCAAAACUCGGAGAUCUUCACAAACUGAAUAUUCUGAUCUUGGCAGGUUGUGGUUUCAGUGGUAGCAUUCCUAUGGAACUAGGCAACCUUGCAGAACUCUCAUUCCUGGCUCUGAACUCCAACAACUUUACGGGCGAAAUACCCCAUUCACUUGGUAACCUCUCCAAACUUUACUGGCUGGAUUUGGCAGAUAACCAAUUAUCAGGAAGUAUUCCUGUCUCAACACCUAACAGUCCAGGCCUCGAUCUUCUACGAAAGGCAAAACAUUUCCACUUCAACAAAAACCGGCUUUCUGGGUCAAUUCCUCCUCAAAUUUUCAGUUCUGAGAUGAUUCUAAUCCAUGUACUUUUUGAUGGAAAUGAACUAACUGGGACAAUUCCAUCAACUUUAGGACUUGUUCAGACUCUUGAAGUUCUACGCCUUGAUCGUAAUUCCUUGACUGGGGAAGUGCCAACGAAUCUCAACAAUCUCACCAGUGUUGUUGAAAUGAACUUGGGGCACAACAAGCUAACCGGUCCUUUGCCAAAUCUAACGGGGAUGGAUUCUCUAAGCUACUUGGACUUGAGCAACAACUUCUUUGAUGAAUCGGAAGCACCAGAAUGGUUCUCGACUUUAUUGUCUCUAACUACGCUGAUGAUGGAGUAUGGUUCACUUCAAGGACCUGUGCCUGAAAAACUAUUUAGUGCUCCACAGAUGCAGCUAGUGAAAAUGAGGAACAAUUCAUUCAAUGGAACAUUGGAUAUGGGUGAUAGCAUUGGUCAACAGCUCCAGCUUGUAGAUUUUGAGAACAACAAGAUUUCUUCAGUAACACUUGGUUCUAAAUACACAAAUACUUUGAUAUUGAACGGAAACCCAGUAUGCAUCACUCCACUCUCCAAUACCGACUACUGUCAAAAUCAGCAGCAAACAAAAAAGCCCUACUCUACAAGUCUAGCAAAUUGUGGAAAGAAGCAAUGUCCAGCAGAUCAGAAGCCAAGUCCUCAGAGUUGUGAGUGCGCGUAUCCAUAUGAAGGAACUAUGUACUUUCGAGGGCCAUCAUUCAGGGAAUUGUCCAACGCAAACACCUUCCACAAACUAGAAAUGAGCUUAUGGGUGAAACUUAGCUUAACCCCUGGCUCGGUUUCUCUACAAAAUCCGUUCUUCAACUUAGAUGACUACCUUCAAGUUCAUAUGGAAAUAUUUCCAUCAGGCAAAAAAUAUUUCAAUCGAUCAGAAAUUCUGCGGAUUGGCUUUGAUCUUAGUAAUCAAACUUUUAAGCCACCCCCAGAGUUCGGUCCAUACUAUUUUAUUGCAUCACCGUAUCUCUUCCCAGACGGGGGUUCAGGAACGACCAUUAGCAUAGGUGUAAUUGCAGGAAUCGCUUCUACAUGUGCCUUCCUUGCAUUAUUGAUUAUUGGAGUGGGAUUUUAUGCCAUACACCAGAAAACACGCGCUGAGAGAGCAGUUGGUUUGAGUAGACCGUUUGUGUCGUGGGGUUCGAGUGGCAAAGAUAGUGGUGGUGCUCCACAAUUAAAGGGAGCUAGAUGGUUUCCAUAUGAUGAACUAAAGAAGUGCACCAAUAGUUUCUCUGCCCGCAAUGAGAUAGGCUUAGGCGGCUAUGGGAAGGUUUAUCGAGGAGUAUUAUCUGAUGGGCAACAAGUCGCAAUCAAACGAGCUCAACAAGGUUCUAUGCAGGGUGGCCAUGAAUUCAAAACUGAAAUCGAAUUGCUUUCUCGAGUUCACCAUAAGAAUUUAGUUGGCCUUUUGGGGUUCUGUUUUGAUCAAGGGGAACAAAUGCUAGUGUACGAGUAUAUGCCUAAUGGAUCACUGAGAGAUAGUUUGCUCGGAAGAUCUGGCAUUCAGCUCGAUUGGAAGAGAAGAUUGCACAUUGCUCUAGGAUCAGCUCGAGGGUUAACCUAUCUUCAUGAACUUGCCAACCCUCCGAUUAUCCAUAGAGACGUCAAGUCUAGCAAUAUAUUAUUGGAUGAAAAUUUGACAGCCAAGGUUUCCGACUUUGGCUUAUGUAAGUUGGUUUCCGACACCUCAAAAGGUCACGUUUCUACCCAAGUGAAAGGAACGCUGGGCUAUCUUGAUCCCGAGUAUUACUUGACACAACAGUUGACCGAAAAAAGUGAUGUUUAUAGCUUCGGAGUUGUUAUGCUAGAAUUAGUAACCGCUAAGCAGCCAAUCGAAAAAGGGAAGUACAUUGUCCGUGAAGUUAAAACAAUAAUGGACAAGAACGAGGAAGAGUUCUACGGCUUGAAAGUGAUAAUAGAUCCAAUCAUUAAGAACAUUCCAAAUUUAUCGGGGUUCAAAAAGUUCAUUGAGCUAGCCAUACAAUGUGUAGAUGAAAGUGCUUCAGACCGACCAACAAUGAGUGAUGUCGUGAAGGAGAUCGAGAUUAUACUACAAAAUGACGGGUUAAAUACAGGCUCGACAUCUACAUCUUCAUCCAUUACGGAUUUUGGAACCACAAAAGGUGCUAUUAAGCACCCAUAUGAGGAUGCCUUAGCAAAGAAACAUAACAGCGAGAGUGGUGCCUUUGACUAUAGUGGUGGAUACACUUUAACACCAAAAGUGGAGCCAAAGUAGCUUAAUCUUUCUCCCCUCUUCGCCAUUGAAAGCUAGUUAUUAUCAACUAAAGCAAUUAACGUCCCAAUAUAAAAUGUAGAGUUGUACUAUACAUGAUUAUUUACGGUUUUUGAAAUGAAAAUGAAACAUUUAUCGCACACAAAAGCUCGAACUUACGUAGUUAAUACAUUGAUUUUUAUGUAGUCGACCCAAUUUUUUGGAUUUAAGGUUCUAAUAUUGUUGUUGUCAAACUUUGACAGGUUUAACAUCACCCA